GAGAUCCAUCGCCUGGAUGCAACAUUCCCCUUCAUCUCCAUGUAUAAAGUCCUCAAACUGGACUCACUGUCAUCCGUUUGCCAUUAUUUGUUACUGUAGCCCCAGCCUGCAGUACGUGUCCCAGUAUCAGCCAUGGCCAUGCUGAGAGUGUCGUCCUACCGCCGGCAGUUUGAGGAGCAGUGGAGUCGGAAUGGACGGUCCGGCGGAGGCUGUGGAGGGCAGUACCGCUCAGCGGUCAAGGCCAGGUCAGUGGGUGCGGCUGCUGAGGAGUGUACGUGUGUCCAGCUGGACUUUGUGGCUGCCAAGAUGCUCAAUAAGGAGAGUCUGGUCCGAUUCGCUAAAGACCGCAGCAUCAUUGCCGCCCUAAAUGAUCGCUUUGUCGCCCUCAUCAACAUGGCACGCUGCUUUGAGGAGGACAAUGAGUCUCUGGAGGCCCAGAUCUGUGAGCUGGAGGAGAGGUUGACCGGCCAACAGACCACCUCCACUACCGUAGCUGUCCCUGAAUACAGCCUGGACGCCGUGAUGGAGAGACUGCGCAAGGAGAGGGACCAGAGCCUGUUUGAUGUGGAGGAGCUGAGGAGAGAGCUGGAGUGUCUGCAGGAGCAGUAUGAGGAGACCGUUCAGCAGAGGACCCUCGUCCAACUGGAACAGGAAGACGUUGGCCUGGAAGUGGAUGUAGUGACAACAGACUGUCUGGCCCUGAGGGAGCAGGUGAACAUCUAUGAGGAACAACUGGCUCACAUGGAGGCACAGCAUGAGACGACGGUUCAGAACAUGGUGGCCCCUGUAGAGGGUCCAGCUGCAGCAGGGAGAGGAGUCCUGGAGUUCUGCAACCCUGACAUCAAGUCAGCCCUCAUAGAUAUCAAGGAGAACUACAGCCAGCUGGCUGAGACCAUCCAGUGUGAGUGCAGGGAAACUGGUGCGGUUGUUGCUGGUGCUGUUGUCGCCAUUGGAGCUGGAAAGGAGCUGACGGUGGCCAGACCUGCGGGGGUCACAGGCGUUGGCCAGAUAACAGACGUCAGCGAACUGAAGAAACUGAUUGCAGAGCUUGAAAAGGAGCUUGCAGAGCUGGAGAAGUGUGGUGAGGAGCUGGAAGAUGAGAUUGAGAUGAAGAGAGAAGCGUAUGUGGAGGAGAUCUUUGAGCUGGAGUGUCGUCUUGAGGAGAUGCGGAGGCAGCAGCAUGAACUGCAGGUCCAGAUGACGGAACAAUGUGAUGACUACGAGGAGCUGCUGGGUCAGAAGAUGGCCCGGGAAAUCGAGAUCGCUGCCUACAGAGGUUUGGUGGAAGAGGAGGAUGAGAGGCUUUGCUACCUGUGAGAGGAACCGAUGCAGACCAGACCAACCAACCUGCUUUCGGCGAUGGAUAUCCUCCCAUACAGAUUUCAUGCGUUGCCAAAACACAACAGACCUAAGUCGGCCAUUAGAGAUCACAUGAAGCUAACCGCCACACAACCAUUUGAGCAGAUAUAAAAGUAUCAUGACAGAUUAACGAGGUCUGGAGGGCGUGCCAGGGCCAUUGAUAACAGGUCACUGGCAGGUGACCCCUGUCCUAUAAGAUAGAUGAAGUUGUCUAACAUUGGGGUGUGGAGGGGGAUGGGACUGGAUAGAGUGUGUAUUCAGUGUCUGUGAAAGUUCCUUAAGUGGUUUCUAUCUGUUGUGGCUACAGUCUCUGGAGCUAACUCACUGAUAUGACACACACACACACACACACACACACACACACACACACUGACUGACUCUGCAGAAUCAUUUACCUCCCGUUAACCCUCACUCCAGCAUGAGCCCAUUAAACGCUCUUAACCACUGACCUCUCCACUCUUCACAGCCAUUGGACAGCUCUUAUAUCCAAUAAGAUAGCCUUAACCAAUCAUGGCAGGUCACCAUUCAUUUGUUUUACAGUCAUUGCAUUAAUGUGGGUUUUUACACAGAAAUGACAGUCAAGUCAGUUACACUGUUCAUGUAUACUUGCGAACUGGUUAUUGAAGUUGACAUUCUGCAGCUCCCAUACAGCUGGCCAGCAGAUAGCUUGUGUGCUGUUCCUGACUUAUUUGCUCAUUCUCUGCCCAUGACACCUGGAGGAAUUUAGUCAAGUUAAAACCAUAACAAUAAAAAUAAAAACAUUUUGCUUGACAUCA
Molecule: messenger RNA, 2135 nt
Organism: Oncorhynchus nerka (sockeye salmon)
Lineage: Eukaryota; Metazoa; Chordata; Actinopteri; Salmoniformes; Salmonidae
Gene: vimr2
Product: vimentin-related 2
Biological process (GO): intermediate filament organization
Cellular component (GO): cytoplasm; intermediate filament
Molecular function (GO): structural constituent of cytoskeleton
Source: RefSeq, a predicted model, not a curated record